Candidozyma auris is the source of this 1275-nucleotide messenger RNA. RefSeq lists its product as uncharacterized. Gene Ontology annotation, biological process: ribosomal large subunit biogenesis. NCBI's taxonomy places the organism in Eukaryota, Fungi, Ascomycota, Pichiomycetes, Serinales, Metschnikowiaceae. The record is from RefSeq and is a predicted model, not a curated record. The transcript has a single exon. Gene Ontology annotation, cellular component: preribosome, large subunit precursor. Bases 1 to 1275 code for a protein of 424 amino acids.
AUGGGUGCAUCAACAAUACCCCAGGGCUUUACCCCAGCCACCGCCGGGUUCACCUGUAACUCAUGCUGUGUUCGGUUCGUGAGUGCAGAUUUGCAAAGGCAACACAUGAAGACCGAAUGGCACAGAUACAAUCUUAAGAGAAGAGUAUCGGGACUACCGCUGAUUUCUUCCGAUGUGUUUGCUGAAAAAGUGCUAGCGACUCAAAGCUCAGCUCACAGUUCUGAUGAGGAGGAAGAUGAGUAUGGUUUCUACAUAAACCACAGAAGGAGAGCUGGCAAGGGUCAGCGUCAGAUUACGAAAAAGGAGUUAAGGCAGAUGGCCAGGGUUGAGCGAGGAAGAGAGCCGAAUAUCUCAGAGGUUGAAGUUCUUAGGGGAGUGAGUCCCGCUGCGUCAUUGGCGUCUACGUUCUCUCUCGGAGAAUCUGAUCAUUUUCUCUCGGAAGGAGACUUCGAUACUGGUUCAGAGUUGAACUACUCUGAAACUGAUUCUUAUUACACAGGGGGCGUUUCCGAUACGGAUGAGCUGUACAUGAGUGGGUCAGACUCUGAAAUUGAGGAGCCGCUUGAGGUGUUGCCAAAUCACUAUUGCUUUUACUGUGACAAGAACAAUCAUCUGAUUGAAGCCAACGUUAGACACAUGCUGAACACGCAUGGCCUCUAUAUUCCCGAGAGAACUUACUUGAAGGAUUUGGAUGGGUUGCUCACGUUUCUUAACGAGGUGAUCAGUAUCGAUCAUGAAUGCCUCACCUGUGGAUUUGAAGGCAAGUCAUUGGAGAGCAUUAGACAACACAUGAUUUCAAAAGGUCAUUGCCGCAUGCCAUAUGAGUCUAAGGAGGAGAAGGAAAUUUUUGAAGAAUUCUAUGAUUUCUCGCUAGCUUCAGCACUGCCUGACUCCGCUGGCACGAAAAAGAGAGUCACCUUUUCUGAUGAGCGUGGACCCCUGGACUAUACCCUAGUUGAGGUUGAAGAUUCACCAAAUUACACCCCGUAUUCAAGAGAGCUUGUUCUUCCCUCGGGAUCACGGAUUCUGCACAGAGAAAGCAGGCAGCCUCGUCUGUCUGUCACGAGCUUGGUGCCUCGAGAUGUUCCUGAGCUGACUAAGACGGUAGCUCUCGUUGACAGACGGUUUGCACCAGGGCUCACGCUGCUUGAUGUUGCCAAACAGGAGAAGGAUGUCCAGCGAAUCGAGCAAAGAGCGAGAAACAUCCACGAGAGAAGGAAGAAGACAAAGAAGGUCAAUUACCAAGCUCACUUCAGAGACGAGCUCCUUCAGUGA